AUGGCCACAGCAGCUGAGGAUCCUCCAGGGCUUCAGGAACAAGCUGCGAGUUCAGCCGGAGCCCGUAGAAAUGUCGUUACAGAUGGACAGGGACCAAGCACCUCUCAGACCAACAAGAAAACUAUCGGCCAUCGCGGUAUUGAUCCCACGGGCGAAACUACGUAUAAAAAGACCACUUCAUCAGCUCUCAAGGGAGCCAUUCAGUUGGGAAUCACACACACUGUAGGAAGUCUGAGCCAGAAGCCUGAAAGAGAUGUUCUACUUCAGGACUUUGAAGUGGUGGAGAGCAUAUUUUUCCCUAGUGAAGGCAGUAAUCUGACCCCAGCGCAUCAUUAUGGAGACUUCCGGUUUAAAACGUAUGCCCCCAUUGCCUUUCGGUACUUCAGGGAGAUGUUUGGCAUACGACCUGAUGAUUACAUGUACUCUUUGUGCAAUGAGGAGUUGAUAGAGUUGUCCAACCCUGGGGCCAGUGGAUCCCUUUUCUAUUUGUCCAGAGACGACGAGUUUAUCAUUAAAACUGUGCAACACAAAGAGGCUGAAUUUUUGCAAAAACUUCUUCCAGGGUACUUUAUGAAUCUAAAUCAAAACAAGAGGACAUUACUACCCAAGUUUUAUGGACUCUACUGCGUCCAAUCUGGCGGUAAAAACAUCCGUAUCGUGGUCAUGAACAAUCUGCUCCCGAGUGCUGUCAAAAUGCAUCAAAAGUACGAUUUAAAAGGAUCUACAUACAAGCGGCGAGCGAACGCCAAGGAGCGAUCAAAGGCCGUGCCCACCUUCAAGGACCUAGACUUCAUCCAGGAAGCGCAUGAUGGUUUGUUAAUGGACCCAGAGACUUACAACGCUGUGUGCAAAACCAUCCAGAGAGACUGCCUGCUGUUGCAGAGUUUUAAGAUCAUGGACUACAGCCUUCUGGUGGGAGUUCAUAAUGUAAACCAGGCAAGUGUGGAAGCUCAGGCAGUCUCUGUGGACCAAGCCAGACCCCAAGUCCAAAAGCCUCUGUACUGCACCGCUCUGGAGGCCAUUCAGUCAGAGCCGACCAGAAUGGGCUCUAUGGACAUGGAGGACAAGACGGGAGGAAUUCCAGCCAAAAACUCUAAAGGAGAGCGUUUACUGGUGUACAUCGGGAUCAUUGACAUUCUGCAGUCGUACAGAUUGGCCAAAAAGAUUGAACAUUCCUGGAAAGCCCUGGUUCAUGACGGGGACACAGUUUCUGUGCACAGACCAAGUUUUUAUGCGGACCGCUUUCAGAAGUUCAUGUGCAGCACAGUCUUCAAGAAGGUUGCAGGAAAACCGUCUCCAGCCAAGAAGCGCCGUGCUGUGGGUCACAUUCCUCUCCGGAAAGUUCCAGUCUUCCUGACACAAGCCAGCUCAGAGUCCAGAUCUGACCCAGAGGGCGAGAGUGGCAUGCCGCCAGGACGCCCUGACCUCCUCCCCAGAGCAUUAUCAAACACAAACAGCUUUGACAAGGCCAGGGAACACACCGUCUCCAUCGCUCUGGAUAACACUGCCUCCUCUCAAGAGACGACAGCUUUGACCCACAACAAAGCACAGCCUGAACCUUUAGAAGAAAGUCUUGGUGCAAUCUCUCUGAGUGACGUCGUUCCUCAAAUGAACAUCUGUUCUGUUUAA
Messenger RNA from Knipowitschia caucasica, 1629 nucleotides. Lineage: Eukaryota; Metazoa; Chordata; Actinopteri; Gobiiformes; Gobiidae. The record is from the annotation of a GenBank genome assembly.